AUGACUACUUGUGAUUCCAAAUUGAGUUUGAAGCUUUUGAUUGACCCCAAAGCUAAAAAAGUCCUAUUUGCAGAGGCUGAAAAGGAUUGCGUUGAUUUUCUGUUUCACAUUCUUUCAUUGCCAGUGAGCACAGUUAUCAGGCUUCUCAAGACCAAAGGAUUGAAUUAUGGGUGCUUGCCUAACCUCUACGAUAGCGUAGAGAAUCUAAACGAAACAUAUAUUCAGUCUAAUCAAGACAAGAACAUCCUUUUAAAACCAAAAUCUCCAGUUGGGAUAUUUUCUGUUCCUUUUCUAGCACUUAGUGACGUUCCUGCACAAAAGAUAUCUUAUGGAUGUUCUCGUUAUGCAUGUGGUUCCAACAGUUAUAGUAUUUAUUAUGUUACGGAUGUCCCUAAUUCUCAAUGUCCAAAUUGUGAGUAUCCUAUGUCAAGAAAGUUGACGUAUCUUGUUCCACAAGGAGUGAAUAAACCUGUGGGUACUACAGGCACUGGUUUUGUAAAGGAGGCAGUGAAAUACAUGGUGAUGGAUGAUUUGGUCGUUAAGCCUAUCUCCGUUGUAUCAAGCAUCACCGCUCUAAACAGUUACUUUAAUGUCAAGGAUGUUUCUUCCUUGCAGGAGAAAGUUGUAAAUUUAGGAAUGAAAGAGGCGCUGAAGUUGCUCAAGGCAUCGUUUGAAUCAAAAACAGUUCUGACUAGUGUUUUCAUGACCAGUGCAAAGCGAAAAAGAGCUUUGUAG
Solanum lycopersicum (tomato) is the source of this 735-nucleotide messenger RNA. RefSeq lists its product as uncharacterized. The record is from RefSeq and is a predicted model, not a curated record. Lineage: Eukaryota; Viridiplantae; Streptophyta; Magnoliopsida; Solanales; Solanaceae.